GAGCGGGCGGGGCAGGGCCACGCCCCCAGCCGGGCGGCCCGGGCUCCGCCCCUCCCUCCUCAGUUUCCCGAGCGGGGACGGAAGGUCGACCCCAGCGCAGCGCGGCCGCCGAGGCUCUUGAGCCACAGCCGACGGCAACGAGGAAACAUUGUAACAACGCUGAGAAUUAUUUUGCGCAGCGGCGGGGAGAAGAAAGCACCAGCCGCCCUCUGCCUGGCCCCGCGGUGCCUCGGCGGCCCGAAAGUCUCCGCGUGGGUCAGCGCGCGGGGCGGGGGGCUCCAGGGAGACGGCUCGCACACCAGCCCGGGAAUUCGGGUGACAUGUGAAACCUGACGGGGAACCAGGGCUCAGAGGGAAGACCCCAAAGCCCUUGACGCCAGCCGGCGCGGCUCAGGCUCUGUGCGCCAAGGGGAGACAGGAGCAGCAGGGCACGUCUCACCUGUGAUUCCAGAGUCUCGGAGGCUGCCGGAAAGGGCUGGUUUUCCCGAGGAUGAGGGAGCCUCACCCUUGGCAGAGAGGCUUGGGGGCAAUUCUCACUUCUGCCCUCUUUCUCCUGGGCUGCUGGGGACUCUCCGAUUUCCAGCAGCAAUUUCUUCAGGCUUUGGAGCCGGAGGAAGUGACUUCUUAUUUCGGCCCUGAAGCUACUUUAAAAGUGCCUCCGUUCCAUGUGGCCCCUCUCAGCUGCGUCUGUGAAGACGGGCCCCGGGGGCCUCCCUGCACGACCCCGCGCUGCUCCCUGCACGCCUGGGGCCGGCGCAUCGCCGUCUCCUUCCCGCCGGAGCGGAGCCUCCUGUCCGGGUCCUUCACCAGCGAGCGGGUGCUGAACGCCUCCCUCCGGCUACUGAGGCGGCCCACCCACCUCUGCUUCACGGGAGGCCGCCCCCUGCUGCCCCCGGGCGCCCGGGCCAGAGUCACUUACUGCUCGGGCGGCUUGGAGGGUGACAUCCUGGUGGGUGCAGACAGGUUCUACAUCCAGCCAGUGAGGAGGCAGCACCAGGAGCUGGUGCCUCCCUGGGUUCGUGCCCAGCCGCACCUGAUCCACAGGCCUGUCCCCAAGGUCCCCACAGUCCCCGAGGCCCCAGAAGUCAUCCAAGGCCGUCUUCCUUCCCCUCGCAUCCGGAGACGGGCUGCGGGGAGUGUCCUGCACUUGGAGCUGCUGGUGGCCGUGGGCCCCGACGUCUAUCAGGCUCACCAGGAGGACACCGAGCGCUACGUGCUCACUAACCUCAACAUGGGGUCAGAGCUGCUGAGGGACCCAUCUCUGGGGGCUCAGUUCCGAGUACAUCUAGUGAAGAUGGUCAUCCUGACCCAGGCCGAGGAUGCUCCAAGCAUCACGGGCAACGUCACGGCGUCACUGCUGAGUGUCUGUGAGUGGAGCAGGACCGUCAACCCCGAGGACGACGCAGAUCCGGGCCACGCCGACCUGGUCCUCUACAUCACCAGGUUUGACCUGGAGUUACCGGAUGGUAACCGGCAGGUCCGAGGGGUCACCCAGCUGGGGGGUGCUUGCUCAUCCUCCUGGAGCUGCCUCAUCACUGAGGAUACUGGCUUUGACCUGGGGGUCACCAUCGCCCAUGAGAUCGCACACAGCUUGGGCGUGGAGCACGACGGUGCACCGGGCAGCGGCUGCGGGCCCAGUGGCCACGUGAUGGCAUCCGGGGACGCCGCGCCCGCCCCUGGCGAUCUGUCCUGGUCUGCCUGCAGCCGCCAGCAAGUGCUGCAGCUGCUCAGCGCAGGACGGGCGCACUGCCUGUUGGAUCUGCCGGGGCCGCAGGCGGGGACCGCGGGGCGCCCUCCCCCGGCGCAGCCAGGCCUCCUCUACGGCGCAGACGAGCAGUGCCGCGUGGCCUUUGGUGCUAAGGCCGUGGCCUGCACCUUCACCAGGGAGCACCUCGACAUGUGCCAGGCUCUGUCCUGCCACACGGACCCCCUGGACCAAAGCAGCUGUAGCCGCCUCCUCGUUCCUCUCCUGGAUGGGACAGAGUGCGGCAUGCAGAAGUGGUGCUCCAAGGGUCACUGCCGCUCCCUGGCGGCGCUGAGCCCCGUGGGGGUGGUGCACGGGCACUGGUCUAGCUGGGGUCCCCCCAGCCCUUGCUCUCGCUCCUGCGGAGGAGGUGUGGUCACCCGGAGGAGGCGCUGCAACAACCCCAGGCCUGCCUUUGGAGGGCGUGCGUGUGUGGGCGCUGACCUCCAGGCUGAGACGUGCAACACCCAGGCCUGUGAGAAGACCCAGCUGGAGUUCAUGGCCGAGCAGUGCUCCCAGACGGACGGGAAACCGCUGUAUCUGUCCCCAGGCAACGCCUCCUUCUACCGCUGGGGCCCCGCUGAGCAGUACAGUCAAGGGGACGCUCUGUGCAGACACAUGUGCCGGGCCAUCGGCGAGACCUUCAUGGUGAGGCGUGGGGACCGUUUCCUGGAUGGGACCCGGUGUGUGCCAAGUGGUCGGCAGGAGGACGGGACCCUGAGUCUGUGCGUGGCGGGCAGCUGCAGGACAUUCGGCUGUGACGGCGCGAUGGACUCCCCGCAGGUGCGAGACGUGUGUCAGGUGUGCGGAGGGGACAACAGCACGUGCCAGCAGCGGAACGGCUCUUUCACGGGCGGAAGGGCCAGAGAGUAUGUCACGUUCCUGACCGUGACCCGCAACCUGACCAGCGUACACGUCACCAACCGGAGGCCUCUCUUCACGCACCUGGCCGUGCGGAUCCGAGGGCGCUACGUCGUGGCGGGGACUUCCAGCAUCUCUCCCAGCACCACCUACCCCUCCCUCCUGGAGGACAGCCGUGUGGGGUACCGAGUGGCCCUCACCGAGGACCGGCUGCCUCUCCUGGAGGAGAUCCACAUCCGGGGACCCAGCCAGGACGACGUGGAGAUCCAGGUUUACAGGCGCUACGGGGAGGAGUAUGGUGACCUCGCACGCCCAGACAUCACCUUCACCUACUUCCAGCCUAAGCGGCCACAGGCCUGGGCGUGGGCCGCCAUGCGGGGGUCCUGCUCGGUGAGCUGUGGGGCAGGGCUGCGCUGGGUGACCUACGGCUGUCUGGACCAGGCCAGGAACGAGUGGGCGGAGGCCGCCCGGUGCGAAGGGAGCCAGCAGCCGGCAGCCUGGUCAGAGUCCUGCGCCCCCAGGCCCUGCCCCCCAUACUGGGCAGCCGGAGACUUCGGUGCGUGCAGCGUCUCCUGCGGGGGAGGCCUGCGGGAGAGGGCGGUGCGUUGCGUGGAGGCCCAGGGGACCCUCCUGAGGCCGCUGCCCCCUGCCCGGUGCAGAGUGCUGGCCCCAGAGCCAGCAGUGGUGGAAGACUGCAACCUCCAGGCUUGCCCGGUGAGGCAGGAGGGCUCAGACGCGUGCUCGCCAGCCUGUGGAGCAGACCCGGCUUUGUGGAAUAGGACAUGUGUGCUCAGGGCAGAGGGCCUGGCCACCGCGGGGCCCUGCCCCACAGACGAGAAGCUGCCUACCCAGGAACCCUGUGUGGCCACAGCAUGUUCUCCAGAACCAAGCGAUCCAGACCCCCGGCCUCUGGAGGAGGAGGCCACAUCCCCACCGGGCGGUGCUGGGGUGGGGGCUCACGCCGCACACAUGUGGACUCCCCUGGCGGGGCCGUGCUCUGCCUCCUGCGGCCGAGGCCUGAGGGAGCUGCGUUUCGUGUGCAUGGACUCUGUCCUGGGGACCCCUGUCCAGGAGGAGCUCUGUGACCUGGGAAGCAAGCCUGGGAGUCGGCAGGAAGCCUGUCGGGCUGCCCCUUGCCCAGCUUGGUGGGAGACCCGAGCCUUGGCACCGUGCCCAGUGACCUGCGGACGGGGCUGGGUGCCACUGGCUAUUCGGUGCGUGAGGCUGGACCAAGGCCACCCUGUCCCCCUGCCUCCCUCCGAGUGCUCGCGGGUGCCCAGGCCCAGCCCUGUGCAGGACUGCAGUCCGAAGCCCUGCCCUGCCAGGUGGAGGUAUAAGCUGGCGGCGUGUAGCGUGAGCUGCGGAGGAGGGUUUGCGCAGAGGCUGCUGUACUGUGCGCGGGCCCACGGGGAGCAUGAGGACGAGGAGGUCCUGCCGGAUACCCAGUGCCAGGGGCUGCCGCGCCCGGAGCAGCGGGAGGCCUGCAGCCCAGAGCCCUGCCCGGCCAGGUGGAAAAUCCUGUCCCUUGGCCCGUGCUCAGCGAGCUGUGGCCUCGGCACCGCCACGCGCUCCGUGGCCUGUGUGCAGCUCAGCCAAGGCCAGGAUGUGGAGGUGGAGGGGGCAGCCUGCGCGGCUCAGGUGCGGCCUCAGGCCAGCGUCCCUUGUGUCAUCACCGACUGCACCUACCGGUGGCAUGUCAGCUCCUGGACACAGUGCUCGGUCUCCUGCGGGGAUGGCACCCAGCACCGGCAUCACGCCUGCAUUGGACCCCAGACCCAGGCGCCCGUGCCGGCCGGCUUCUGCCAGCACGUGCCCAGGCCAGCCACAGUGCAGAGCUGCUGGGCCGGACCCUGCACCGGGCAGGGGACUCCCAGUCUGGCACCCCGCCAGGAAGCCACUGCUGCAGACCUGGCCGUGGCUGCUGCUUCUCUGGAGCGGCCCCAGCCCCGGGCCCCAGCUUCCUGGCUUCAGGGGCUCCUGCCUGGGCUCCAGGAAAGCCCAGCUGAGCCCAGUGCCUGCGGCCGGCAGCACCUUGAGCCGACAGGAACCAUUGACAUGCGAGGCCCAGGGCAGAUGGACUGUGCCGUGGCCAUUGGGCGGCCGCUGGGUGAGGUGGUGACCCUUCAGGUCCUGGAGAGCUCCCUCAGCUGCAGGGCUGGGGACAUGCUGCUGCUUUGGGACAGGUUCACAUGGAGGAAGACGUGCGGGAAGCUGUCUGGCUCGACCUUCAGCUCCAAAACAAACACGCUGGUGGUGAGGCAGCACCGCACGCAGCCUGAAGGCGGGGUUGUGCUGCGGUACGGGAGCCGGCCUGCCUCGGGAACCCCCCACAGAGGCUGCCACCACGGACCCCCGCCCUGGCCCUGAUGUUCUUCAAGACCCUUAGGGUCCUCUGUGCGCAGCUUUCCCUUCCCCAGAGCCCUGUUCUGGUGCACCGUGCUCUUGGCUCAGCCCCCACAGAGCUGCUGUGUGCACGCGUGCUUAUACGUGUGUGCGCGCGCACACACAACUUCACGGAGGGGAUGGCACCCCACGGCCCUCCUGGUGUCCUCUCUGGUGUCCCACGGCCCUCUGGAGGCCCCUGGGGACUUGCUGUCCCCCAACAGCCCGGGCUGGCUGAAUGUGGCUUCCCUAGCCAGUUCCAGAGGUUUCUGGGAUCCCCCUGGCUUUGCCUCUACAGAGACCUGACGCGGUCCCCGAACUCUCAGUGCCCUCACUGAGAGCACAGACUGGCCACCCCUUCUCACCGCUCUCCACUUCCUGGUCUUUUGCAUGUGGGCUUUUGCUCCCUGGGGCCGGGGGUACAGGCAGGCGCUUCCCGUGGGUUCCUAAUAAUGGCAGUGGCCUUUGUGACAGGCUCAGUGCUAAGCACUCCUGCACGCGUGACGUGACCUAAGGACUGCUCUCUCAACGCCUGCUCUUGUUCGCUUUACUCUGUGGAGGGGGGUCUGGAGCUCAGAGCACUGAAAGCCUUCGCCUAGGGUCACACGACAGAGCGUGGUGGAGGUGGGGUUCAGCGGUGGCUUCUGUAGGGGAGGCUUGAUCUUGACAACACCACCGUAUCGCCCCCCGUCACUGCUCCCCAGCUGUGAGCUACCCUGGCCUCCGGCAUUGGUGGUCUUUCUGGGGGCUCCUAGGACCCGAGAUGGUCCCCACCGGCCCGUCCACCUGCUCUUCU
Molecule: messenger RNA, 5783 nt
Organism: Mustela erminea (ermine)
Lineage: Eukaryota; Metazoa; Chordata; Mammalia; Carnivora; Mustelidae
Gene: ADAMTS13
Product: ADAM metallopeptidase with thrombospondin type 1 motif 13
Exons: 33
Coding region: 491-4972 (1493 amino acids)
Biological process (GO): proteolysis; extracellular matrix organization
Cellular component (GO): extracellular matrix
Molecular function (GO): metalloendopeptidase activity
Source: RefSeq, a predicted model, not a curated record